UUAAAGUGACUUCAUGCAGAGUGAUCCCUCCUCUCAAAGCAUCCAAGCGUGGCUUUCUGCAGCCUCACGUCCUUUUUCCUCCUCCAGCAUCAGUGCGUCGCGGCUGUGCGUAAAAUACAAGCCUCCCCCAUCACUCCCGAGACCAGAGCUCUCCAAAGUGGGCCAGUAGUCGUUAACCUCCUGUGUGGCUUUUUUUUUCUUGAAAAGCGACCAACAGAGCAGCACCAUGGAUGUGUUUAAGAGCAGGCUGUUGGGGAUUUCCGUGGCCGUUGCGCACGGAGUUUUCUCUGGCUCUUUGAACAUUUUGCUGAAGUUUCUAAUCAGUAAUUAUCACUUUAAGUUCCUGACGCUCAUCCAGCUCCUCACCAGCAGCACCGCAGCGCUCACUCUGGAGAUCCUCAGGAGACUGGGGAAGGUGAAGAUCCCACCGUUCAGCGUGCAGCUAUCCAAGGAGUUUGCCUCCGUGUGCAUCCUCUCCACGCUACAGUCCACUCUCACCCUGUGGUCUCUGCGCGGCCUCAGCCUGCCCAUGUACGUCGUCUUCAAGCGCUGCCUGCCGCUCUUCACGCUCAGCAUCGGCGUGUGCAUGCUGAGGAACGGCAUCCCGUCCAUCGGCGUAGCGACCGCCGUGCUCAUCACCACCGGGGGAGCCGCACUAGCUGGUGCCGGAGAUCUCACCGGGGAUCCUUUUGGUUACGUCACGGGCGUUUUGGCGGUCAUCAUCCACGCCUCCUACCUGGUCCUGAUCCAGAAAACCAGUCAUGACAGUGAAUAUGGACCACUCACAGCGCAGUACGCCAUCGCCAUCAUGGCCUCACCGGUGCUUCUAGUGUGCUCCCUCAUCUCCAUGGACACCAUCAACAUGUGGUCGUACGAGGGCUGGAAGGACCCCCACAUCACGGCCAUCUUCGUCUUCUGCAUCUUCAUCGGCUGUGCUAUGAACUUCACCACGCUGCACUGCACCUACAUCAACUCUGCCGUCACCACCAGCUUCGUCGGGGUCGUGAAGAGCAUCGCCACCAUCACCGUCGGCAUGCUGGCGUUCAACGACGUGGCACCUACGGGACUGUUCAUCGGGGGUGUCGUGGUGAACACAGUCGGCUCCAUUACCUACUGUGUGGUCAAGUACUAUGAAACGAAGAAGAAGAGCUUAUACGAGGACCUGGAGGAGUCUGGGAAAGAUGGUGGUCUACCAGGGGAGCCUUACAGAGAGAAACCAGUGCUGAAUGGUGACGGGCCUGAUGACGGGGCUGGAUCUGAUCCAGGAAACCAGGACAUGGAGGGGGUGCUGACCAGUGACAGUGCAGAUCAGUUGGCACCGGCUGGCUUGGCAAACGGAGAGGUGUGGACAGGAGACAAGGAAGCAGGCAUGACUUCUCGAGUCAUGACCGAAAAGGAGGUGCUGGAGAUGCAGAGAGAGCACAUCCAGAAAGAGAACGCCACCCCCGGUCAGUCUGUUAGUGACAGCUAUGUCGGGGUGUGGAGGUCCAUUAGACAUCUGCAGUUCAUGAAGAAAGACCCUCUGAUUGAUAACAUGGAGCAGCAGAGUCCGUGAGGGCUGGGCCGACACCUGGACAGUCCAGUCAAAAAAUACGUGAAUGAAUUCAAACGUCUUAAACAUGCUGAGGACAUUACCGGAGAAGAAUAGGACACAUGCAGAAUAGAAACAACAAACUGUCCAUCGGGAACCUCUUUAAGUCCUGAUAGAAGAGCUGGACAAAAGCUUGUUGGAUACACUGGUCAUGUUUGCUGCUGUCGCUGUGAUACCUCAAUGAAACCCCAGGCUUUUGUGCUAAAAGUUUUAUUUCAUCACGGAGCUUUGAGUGCAACAAGCACGCUCUUGGUUUUGUUCAAAGCAGGGAACACAAAGUUAUGUUCUUUUUUAUGCCUGAGAAUAAAAAAGAGGUGUCUUUUGGUAAAAAAAAAAGAUGAGGAGUUUUGGGAGAGGCUGCCUGAGAGUGAUAAAUUCUGCCUCCCGUUUGCUUCAGCUCCGAGGCGUCCGGUGGGGGACAGG
Molecule: messenger RNA, 2014 nt
Organism: Cheilinus undulatus (humphead wrasse)
Lineage: Eukaryota; Metazoa; Chordata; Actinopteri; Labriformes; Labridae
Product: solute carrier family 35 member D3
Exons: 4
Coding region: 227-1555 (442 amino acids)
Cellular component (GO): Golgi apparatus
Molecular function (GO): antiporter activity
Source: RefSeq, a predicted model, not a curated record